This is a messenger RNA of Colletotrichum orchidophilum, 1998 nucleotides long. RefSeq lists its product as uncharacterized. The transcript is spliced from 5 exons. Gene Ontology annotation, biological process: protein phosphorylation; mitotic DNA damage checkpoint signaling. Gene Ontology annotation, molecular function: protein serine/threonine kinase activity; ATP binding; protein binding. The record is from RefSeq and is a predicted model, not a curated record. Lineage: Eukaryota; Fungi; Ascomycota; Sordariomycetes; Glomerellales; Glomerellaceae. The coding region runs from base 1 to 1998 and encodes 665 amino acids. Gene Ontology annotation, cellular component: nucleus.
AUGGCUCCUCCUCAAUCCGAAAAGAGCCAAUUGAAGCGAACUAGAGGCUCUCUGCCAGAAUCCGAGCUGGAUGCGAAGAAGCCCCGCCGCUCCGACAGGACAUCACCGGAACCCGAGCACAAGACGCCAGUCUCCAAGAAGCACCAGCUUCCCUCACCAGUCACAAGGUCCGGCGAUUCGGACGAGGUCUACAAGGAGCCCACCGCCACACCCCCGGAAGGACGGCCCAGUCAGGUUAACCACCGCGAUAAGGAGGACGCGUCGCAAGUCGUUAACAAUAUCUCAUCGCCUCCCCAGGAGGCUACCCAGGCCUUCUCGCAAUAUGCUAGCGAGAUCAAGGACGCCCUCUCGGACGAGGUCGAGGACGAGGUGAAGGAGGGUGUAUGGGGAUACUUGUUCCCGCUCGAUACCAAAUAUGGCAAGGUUGUGGUCAUGAAGAGGCGGGCUGCCUGCCCCUUGCCGGACGCCCUCGAGGUGAAAGAGUCAACAAGCCUGGCUCAGAAGGGAAAGUCGUCCCUGCAAAAGGAGGAAGAGGCAUAUGAGCGCACAAAGGUCAAGGGAGUUGCCUCGGGCGGUUACUUGAUUGGACGUCAUCCGGAGUGCGACAUCGUCGUGGACGAUCCCAUCAUCUCUAACAGACAUUGCCUGAUCUUCACCGAGAACAAGGGCGGCGAUACCGUUGCGAUUCUGGAGGACCUGUCAAGUAACGGAACCUUCGUCAACGAGGCCAUCGUGGGCCGCAACAAGCGGAGAGAGCUGCAGGAACAGGACGAGAUCGCAGUUAUUGACAAGGCUCGUUUUAUCUUCCGAUAUCCGAAAAGUCGGCAAUCCAGCGCCUUCCUGAGUCAGUACACUCUACUAGAGAAGCUGGGCAAGGGCCACUUUGCCGAAGUGUUUUUAUGUGUCGAAAAAUCUACCGGCCAAAGGUACGCCGUCAAGAUUUUCACGAAAACGACCGGCAUGGAGGAGAGAUCAAAGCAGGAGGGCCUGCAGCAGGAAAUUGCUGUUCUCAUGGGCGUCAGCCACCCCAACGUCCUCUGCCUGAAGGACACGUUUAACGAACGGAACGCCGUGUAUCUGGUCCUCGAGCUAGCUCCUGAAGGCGAACUGUUUAACUUCAUUGUCAUGAGGCAGAAGGUGAGCGAGGACGAGACGCGCAAGCUCUUCAAGCAGCUCUUCCAGGGUAUCAAAUAUCUGCACGAUCGCAAUAUUGUCCACCGAGAUAUUAAACCCGAGAACAUUUUGAUGGUUGACAAGGAACUCAAUGUCAAGCUGGCUGAUUUCGGCUUGGCGAAGAUUAUUGGUGAAGAGUCCUUCACAACCACGCUAUGCGGCACACCCAGUUAUGUGGCGCCGGAGAUUCUGGCCGAGGGCAGACACAGAAAGUACACCAAAGCGGUAGAUAUUUGGUCACUGGGUGUCGUGCUAUACAUCUGCUUGUGUGGCUUCCCGCCCUUUUCGGACGAGCUCUACUCCAAGGAAUUCCCUUUCACGCUGUCGCAACAGAUCAAGAGCGGUCGUUUCGACUACCCCUCGCCCUACUGGGAUUCCGUUGGCGACCCUGCUCUUGACCUGAUUGAUUCUAUGCUUGUUGUCGACCCCGAACGUCGGUAUACUGUGGACCAGUGUCUCAACCAUCCGUGGAUGAUCCAGAACCAGCCUGGUGUAAACGACAGCACUGAUGGCCUUGUUGGUGGCAUUCAAGGCCUGGACGUUCAUCGACGAGGUGUGACCAGAGAACGUACACUACUGAGCUCCUUGAAUUCGGUGCAGGUUACUACAAGGCCGCCUGUUGGGGACAGCAAGAAGCCCGUUCACAUUUAUGCUAAGAACACAAAGAAGAUGACGCCAAAAGAGGCUGACCCUCACGGGCAGAGGGCUGUUGGUGAGUUCGUGGAGAUGGGCGGAAAGGGCGACGAGGCGCUCUAUGGGGCCGAUGGGGAGAGCAUCUACUCGAAGAAUGAUAUUGCUAGCGCCGAGAAGAACGGGGGGAAGUAA